AUGAUUACAAUCAAUGUCGCAAGGAAUCAUCUUGAAAUUAUCCCGAGGUACAUUCACCAGCGAUACGAUCAAGUCAAGUGUUUAUUCAUUGGAUAUGGUGUGAAAGACAUGAGGGGCGACAUGAGAGGAGGAGGGAUGCGACAUCUGCGAACAGCUGGUGCUGGUAGUAGUAGUAGUGGUAGUAGUAGUAGUAGUAGUAGUAGUAGUAGUAGUAGUAGUAGUAGUAGUAGUAGUAGUAGUAGUAGUAGUAGUAGUAGUAGUAGUACUACUAGUAGUUGA
Molecule: messenger RNA, 279 nt
Organism: Cercopithifilaria johnstoni
Lineage: Eukaryota; Metazoa; Nematoda; Chromadorea; Rhabditida; Onchocercidae
Source: the annotation of a GenBank genome assembly